CCGCCCCUCUCGAUAACUUCCGCGUCAACUACAUUUCUACUUUACUGUUGUUUUGACUUUAUGCUUUUGAAGAAAUGGUUCAGAAGACCGACGUGACUCUGGAAAUGUAGCUACAUUUUGCCUUGAUAUUUAAGUCUAUUGGAUUCAUAAGGACCUGGAUCAUAAAAUACAUCUGGAAACCUUGAAGAUUAAAAGUCUGAAUGAUGAGUACCCAGUCUGUCCCAUUUGAGGAGGUGCGGAGGAGAGCUGAGUCCCUCCUAUCCUCUUCAGGCUCUGCCCAGGUGGUAGAGGAUGAUGUCCAGGUCAUGGCUAACAUCCCCCUGUCCCUGUCUGACAAGUUUCACCACAUCACAGCGCAGACCAUGGUGACAGAGAACAUCACAGGGCACAGAAGGCAAGAGGUGAGGCAUGUUUUGACAUUCAACUGUAUUCCUCGUUUCACAUUAUGUGCCUCCUUACCGUCUUCACAUAGCGAUGCUCUCUUUCUCCCUGUCUGCACUUCUGCUCCCCUCCCUCCACAGGUCCUAGAGUCUUUGGGUCGGCUAAUUAAAGCCUUGAGUAUCCUGGAGAAGUAUGGCUGUAACCUGACCAGCCCCAGCAGGCCCAGGUACUGGCGGAGCGUCAAACACAACAACCCCGUUUUCAGGACCACCGUGGACGAAAUCAAGGGUGGCAAGUCAGUCCUAUUUCUUUACGGUUACACCAAUCAGCAGCCAGACGGGCUCAGCUUCCCUGAUGAUGUCACACAUCCAGACGUUGAGAAGGUUGCUGCGGUGACCAUUGAGGUCAUGAUCCUGCGCAUGGAAAUGGACAUGCUCAUCAAGGGUACACAUGCUCACCCAGAAAUGUACAGCAAUAUCCUCCCAUCCCCUGAUCUACAGAAGAUAACCCAGGAUGAACCAGAGAUGAUGUCUGAUGUGGUGGUCAUUCCACUAGGAGAGGAGCACGGGGACAGGGGGAAAGACCUUCAGCCGCUAUCUCCUCCACCCAAACAUGCUACCAGUUCUGGACUAAGACAUGUCCCCACCACUCCUACUGAUGGGAUGUGUGAUUUGUGCGGUGCCACUCCCUCUCUCCUCUGCCCGGCCUGUGGUUAUCUUCCUUUCUGUCAGUCAUGUGACCUCCUCUACCACCACCACCCGUCCAGAGCCAAUCACAGGAGAGAUAGAAUACAGGAGACCUGUAUCCUCUGUGGUGUGUCCCAAGUCUCUGCCCAUUGCUCCACCUGUUCUCAGAGGCUGUGUUUGGAGUGUGACAGACUGUACCAUUCUCACCCUGACCGCGGGGGUCACAACAGGACAGUGGUUGCCAAACCAAAAAGAGCUUUAAGCCACUCUUUUUCCUUGUGGGAGUGUGCUCAGUGCACUACAGUCAACGAGGUGAAGGCCGUGCUGUGUGUGACCUGUGAACGACCCCGACUUGCCCUCGCUUCCCUUAUAGUUCAGGAGGACCCUGUGCAACCGCCAUCCAGCGCAGAAUGGCAGUGUAAGAGCUGUACUGUCGUGAACCAGGGCAGCAGUAUACUGUGUGAGGUGUGUGAGCGCCCCCGUCUGGCCACCCGUCCCUCUAUCACGCCAGUACUCCCCAGUACUCCAGUACUCCCCAGUACUCCAGUACUCUCCAUGCAAGGACCCACGUCAGAUAACGAAACAGAGUGGAUGUGUCAGUUCUGCACCUAUGUGAACUCUCAGCCUGUAGUGGUUUGUGAGAUGUGCAACUUGCCGUGUAAAGAUCCUGCAGGCACCAGCCUCAAGUCCCUCCCCCUGCAGUCUCCGAUCAAAGACUUAGCCUCACCUUCUACACCCCAACUCCAUCCCCAGAUCCCUCCCAGGGUGAACAUCGACAUCAAGAGACAGAACCUGAUGAGGGAUGAAGGGCUGAAACUUGUCCAUCAAAUACGAGAGGGAGAGAAAAAUGGAGUGGGCCCAGAGGAGGUCUACGCAGCCCUUUGCGUUUCCGGAGGCAGCAACGUCAACCCCUGCGAUUGGCUGAAAUCAGAGCUGCCCCACCUACUGGAGGAGAUCUGUGCCAUGGCGGCUUCGGCUGCUUUGCAGAACUACAAAGCAGGGGUUUCUGGGCCGCAGGAUAACACCGAGCGGGAUGGAGGUUCGACAGAGCAGCAGAGUCCCAGUGUGCUGCUGGGUGAGGGGGUGCGGCUGUCCAGGGUUGAGGCCAAGCAGGCAUGGCUGGCAGCAGGAGGCGACACUGAGAGAGCAGUCCGUCAGCUGCUCAGAGACAGAGAGGUCAAGAUGCGCGAGCUGCGUUCUCUGGGUUUCCGGGAGGCGUCCCAGUGUGAGGAGGCUCUGCGUCUGAGUGGAGGAGAGGUGCAGGGGGCUCUGUCCGUGCUGCAGCGGCCCCUCCUGGAGCCCUUCCACCAGCGCAUCUGGAGCGACCAGCCAGUGGCCCCUAUCGAUGCAAAGAGCCCCGACAAACAGCGGAUGUGCAGGCGCCUGCUGGCGUUGUACGAGCUGCCCAGCUGGGGGCGCUGUGAGCUGGCCCUGUCUCUACUCCAGGAGCCUGAUGCCCAGUACUCCCUGGAGGACGUCAUCCAGGCUGUCAAGGAGUCCCAGGACAGGGAGUUCCUCCGCCGCCUCCUCAACAAGGAGUGUCCCUGCUGCCUCGGCAUCUUCCCCCACAGCAAGAUGCAGUCCCUGACCUCGUGUCAGUGCUCGGUGUGCCACGACUGUUUCACGCAGCACUUCACCAUCGCUGUGAGAGACAAACACAUCAGAGACAUGGUGUGUCCCGUGUGCGCAGGACCAGACAUCAACGACCCCGAGCACCUGGACAGCUACUUCUCCACCCUGGACAUCCAGCUGCGAGACUGUCUGGAUCGUGAGGUGUACGAGCUCUUCCACAAGAAGCUGACCGAGCAUGCUCUGAUGAAAGACCCCAUGUUCCUGUGGUGUUGUCACUGCACCUUUGGGUUUAUCUAUGAUGGAAACCAGUUCAAAGUCACCUGUCCCACGUGUAUGAAGAGCUUUUGCAACCAAUGCAAAAAGCCUUGGGAAGCUCAGCACCAGGAUGUAUCCUGUGAGCAGUUCCAGUUGUGGAAGAGAGAGAACGACCCUGACUACCAGAGACAGGGGCUGGCCGGGUUCCUGCGGGACAACGGCAUCACCUGUCCUCACUGCAGGUUCCAGUAUGCCUUGACCAAAGGGGGCUGCAUGCACUUCAGCUGCUCCCAAUGCAGAUACCAGUUCUGCAGCGGCUGCAACAAUCCCUUCCACACUACGGCGUGUAAGACAAUCCAGUGUAAAAUCACAGGUCUCCAUGCUCAUCACCCACGAGACUGUCUCUUCUACCUCAGGGACUGGGAGCCUGUCAGACUACAGGCCCUGCUGCAGAGGAAUGCUGUUGUGUUCAACACAGACCCCCCUAAUGGGACUCAGACUGACGCAUGUGGAGUGAUGGAGCAGAAGGAUGAGGGAGGUCAGCAGAUUGACUCACCCUGUGGAGUCCAAACUCAGCCAGGAGAAGCUGGACUCUGCGAUAAACACUACAGAGAGUACCUGGUUAGUCUCAUUAACGGACACACCCUGGAUCCCGCUCUUGUCUAUGACCAACAAGAGGUGACAGUUGCCUGCAGGAGGUACCAGGUGGAGGAGCAACAAGGGGAGGGGGAGGACGACCGGGUGUACCAGGAUCGACUGCUGAAGAAACUGAUGGAAGUUCCACUUGGAGAAAGGGUUCCUCAGAUGAGAUGAAAACUGGUUAAUAAAAUAUUUUAAAUCAUUCUAAGGAAAGUACAGGUAUCCUAUUUGCAAACAGCAUGAAGUGAAGGAGUCAGGUUUCAAACCUCCCACCACAUAGCAUUACCAACCAACCAACCAACCUGCUAUAUUACAUCUCAUUGAAGUUUAACAUGUUUUGUUCUUCACAUGCUUCAUUAGAUUUAUGACAUCUACAGUUACCAGUAUCAAAAUUCCUCUCUGUAAGGAUACAGUUGCAAAGACAGGCUAAUCAACAACUGUCUUUCUUGUUUAUUUUUUAUUAAAGAUAUAAAAUAUAUUUUCAAUAUGUCACUAAACAAUUUAAGAAAUAAUCAGAAGGUGUUUGUCAACUUAAACAUGACAGUCUAUAUUGUGAGAUAUUUUCAAAGUGUAAAUGCAGGGUAUACCAUGUAAUAAAUAGGCUACUCAUGCAAUAAAGUAUUUUAUUGAUUUGAAAAUGA
Messenger RNA from Oncorhynchus nerka (sockeye salmon), 4174 nucleotides. Its product is annotated as E3 ubiquitin-protein ligase RNF31-like. Lineage: Eukaryota; Metazoa; Chordata; Actinopteri; Salmoniformes; Salmonidae. Gene Ontology annotation, cellular component: LUBAC complex. The record is from RefSeq and is a predicted model, not a curated record. Gene Ontology annotation, biological process: protein linear polyubiquitination. The transcript is spliced from 23 exons. Gene Ontology annotation, molecular function: K63-linked polyubiquitin modification-dependent protein binding; K48-linked polyubiquitin modification-dependent protein binding; linear polyubiquitin binding. Bases 201 to 3707 code for a protein of 1168 amino acids.